UAUAUUAUUCCGUACGCACACGCUAUUAUGUACUACCACUACUACGGUUUAUACUCGUUUUGUAUUCGAUGUUUACGCACGUACGCUAAAUCUGCUAACCCUUAGUGUGAGGAUCUGUAACACGACGUCGUACAGUGCUUGUUUUCGAUCAGCCACUUUCGGUCGCAGCAGUCGCGCGGUGCUCUCUCGAACGUCAAAAACAACUACAGCUACAACCACGACAACAACAACAUCAACAACAAUAACAACAACAACAAACCCAAGAAUAAUCCCUAACUUACAGAUUGUACUUAAACCAAAUAUUGUCGCAACGAUAAUUUUCUUUAAUCCCAUCGUAUAACCCUUUGUCGUGUUCGCUGAAUCCCGGUGAAUGGCAUCGGUGACGACAAAGAACAGUCAACGGUAUCCAUCGAGACAGGAUUUUUCAAGAUGAUCUUUACGACUGUAAAAUCGUACAAGAUUGUACAAUAUCAUCGUGAAAUGACAUCCGGUUUGAUGCGUGGUGCAGGCUACAACGGUGGAGGCGACGUCGAUACGGUAAUGACGAAGAAAAAAAUCAGUGGCGGUCAUUAUCACAACUGCGUGCCAUCGUUACUGCAAGUGACUGCUGCAGUGGCGGCGAUACUGUUGGUGAGCUGCAGCUGUGCAGCAAGCGCGGAACCCGUAGCUCCCGUCCAAGUGGCCGCCGCUGUGGCCACGGCCACCGGAACCGUCGAAAGUCAGGCGCGACCGGUCGAAAAACCUGCCGACGCCAUUGAUCCGUCACCCGAAGCGGCGACGUUCUCACAGCCACCACCACAGUCGCAAGAGACCGCCACCGAGUCGGUGGAAUCGCGAUCGUCCGCGACCACCCAGACCGCGGUGACGGAAAACGGUGAUCGCCAAACCAAGCUGCAGUUGAAUGAUAAUAAUGUUCAACAAGACGAAAAGCAUCGGCAACAGCAACAACAACUGCUGUUGGCCCCGUUGCUGAUGCCCUCGGCGCAAAUGUCCGCGGUGUGGCCUUCCCAACCGUCGUCCCUGCAGCAGCCGAUGGCCGUCGACAGUAUUUCGGUGAUACCUUCGCUGUCGUCUCUCGUCGGACGAGAACGUACAGUGGUUGAAAUCGUGCCCGUGCCCAGCGCGUCAGAACAGCACCUCGUCGAUUCACACUUGCGUCAGCCUCAACCGGAGUACAAGUAUAUCGGAAGUCUGCAACCGGAAUCGGAACUACUACAACCUGAACGGGAGCUACGACAACCCGAACAGGAGCUAAGGCAACCCAAACCUAACGAGCAACAACCGCCGUCCGAACUGGGCUCGGAACAGUUGCAGCAACCGUCAUUGAUCCAACAGGUACAACAACAGGCCCCCGAUCAACAACUUCAACUUUCGUACUUGUACAACAACAAUGUCAUCGGCAAUAAAAACAACGAUGAGGACGAUCAAUUGCAGCAGCAAUAUUCGUAUCAUUACUACUAUCAACAGAACCUUGCGCAACAGCAACAGCAUCAGCAGCAGCAGCAACAACAACAACAACAACAACAACAGCAACAACAACAACAACAGCAGCAACAACAGCAACAACAACAGCAACAUCUACAACUACAGCAACAGCAGCUCAACAGCAACGUGCCGGUCGUGUACUCGCCGCUACCCGUGCAAUACGGCGGUGGCCAGUUCUACUAUCACAACAAUUUCGCCGGCAAGUAUCCGCCACAACAACAGCUGCCAAACUACUAUUAUCGCGCCAGGGACGGCGGUAGACCGACUUCGCGGCGCAACAGCAGGACGCAAUCGCCGUCCGCGUACGACGUCAUCAACAACAACGGCGGAGGUAAUUUCUACGCUCACCACCAGCCGCAGCAUCAACAACAAAAACAACCGUCACCGGACUACGCCGGCGAAAGCGACAACGUGAUCGGGAUCAAAUACGACCAAGAUCCGACGGUCGGCGCCGCGGGCAAGCAGCACCAACCGGUGCCGCCGUUCCGGCCCAGCCAUCCGGUGUGGGCGUCCCAAUAUCCGGUGCCGUGGACGUACUACGUCAAGUCGUCGAUGGUGCAACCCGGGGGGCGGCCGGCGCCGUUCUACGCGCAACACAACAACAACUACUACGGCGGCGGCCGGAAGUCGCGGUACGUGUUGCAGCAGUCGUCCGGCGCGGUGUCCAACAGAGUCGGCGGCGGUGGGUAUUCGCCGGCCAAGCCGCCGCGCACAAAGGUCGUUUACAUCGAGUACGGCGGAUUCAAGCCGAAAAUGGUGCCGUCCGUGCAGAUCACGGCUGCCGAGGACUAUGACGGCAACCGCCGUCAGUUGACGGUCGUCGACGGUGGCGAAGACGGCGCGCAAGACGUCGGACACCGCGACAGUCCCGCGGCCGCAGCCACCACGGCCGCGGACGCUACCACUGCCGUCUCCGGGGCCGCAACCGCGACGUCGACGACGACGACGGUGGCUGCGACGGUAGCGAACAUCACGACCACGACGACAACUGCGGCGACCGUACCGAGCGCGACCACGGCCGCAUCGACAUCACCGCGACAACUGCAACAGUCGCAACAACAACAACAACAAACGCCCGCCGCCGGUGUCGUCGUAGUAGUCGUCUGAGUCGAUCCGACCCCGACGACGAGAUUUUAAUUUAUAUAAAUUUUUUUUUUCAGUAGUUUUUGUACAUAAUAUUAAGCGGCUCUUAUAUAUAUAUAUACGCAUACUAUAGCCUUAUAGCUGCGACAGUAUUUAAUUUAUCAUUUAAUUUAUAUUUGUAAUUUAUGUGCGGACGACGCGACGUGUCGUACGGUAGAAACGCAUCUUUCGCCGAUUAACUUAUAAUAUAUUAUAUUAUCGUGUUUGUUAGUAUACAAUAUUAUUACGUUGUUGUGUAUCGUUUUUAAAUACGUAUUAGCAUAUUAUAUAUUGAUUAUAAAUUACUAUCGUGUUGGUAAUCAACGGUAUUAUAGUUUAUAAUCACAUGUAUUAUUAUUCGAAUCGCGUGACAUAAUUAAUAUUAUAUUAUAUGGGCACAAUAUAGCUACAGUGGUACACACUAUCGAUGUGUAGAAACGAUCGAAUACAGCUAUUUAAAUAUACUUAUAUUGUUCUA
Rhopalosiphum padi (bird cherry-oat aphid) is the source of this 3085-nucleotide messenger RNA. Its product is annotated as mediator of RNA polymerase II transcription subunit 15-like. The transcript has 4 exons. Bases 430 to 2592 code for a protein of 720 amino acids. The record is from RefSeq and is a predicted model, not a curated record. NCBI's taxonomy places the organism in Eukaryota, Metazoa, Arthropoda, Insecta, Hemiptera, Aphididae.